UUUGUCCAUAGUUUUGGAGAUCAGAAAUAAAAUUAAAGUGUCAGCAAGGCCAUGCUUCCUCUGAAAACUCUAGGAGAAAAUUUGAUCUUUCCUCUUCCAGCUUCUAGAGGCUCUGGGUGUUCCUUGACUUAGGACUGCAUAACAUCAGUCUUUAUGUGCAUGUUCACAUGGCCUUCUCCCCUGUGGUCUUCUGUGCUUGUAAGAACACUUGUCACUGGAUUUAGAGCCCACCGAGUUAAUCCAGAAUGACUUCAUCUCAAGAUACUAAAUCUGCAAAGACGCCAUUUCCAAAUAAAGUCACAUUCACAGAUAUUUAGUGUUAAGUAUUAUACAUAUUGUUUUGGGGCCACAAUUCAACUCAUUGUCACCCCAAGGCAGGCUCCCAGCUAUAUGUUGUUGGAGCUCUGACAACAUGUUUGAAUGAUGGAAUCCCAAGAUGAAAAGUGAUAUUGCUCAUGUGUAUAACAUAUGCAAAUUUUUUUAUUUUUUUUCCCCUUAGAUGUCUUCCUGGGUUUUCUGGUCAAUUUUGUGAAAUUAAUAUAAAUGAAUGCUCUUCAUCACCAUGUCAACAUGGUGCAAACUGUGAAGAUCACAUCAAUGGAUAUGUUUGCAAAUGCCAACCAGGAUGGUCUGGACACCACUGUGAGAAGGAACUUGAGUGCAUUCCCAAUUCGUGUGUUCAUCAACUGUGCGUGGAAAAUGAACCUGGCUCGACAUAUUUAUGCACACCUGGACUUAUGACCUGCUCCAUUGGGCUUCUUUGUGGUGAUGAAAUAAGGAGAAUUACCUGUUUAACUCCCAGCUUUCAAAGAACAGAUCCCAUUUCCACACAGACAUAUACAGUUUCCCCUUCUGAGACUUUGGUCAAUAGCUUUCCAUCUAUAAAGGCUACUAGAAUACCAACCAUAAUGGAUACUUAUCCAGUUGAUCAAGGUCCAAAACAGACAGGCAUUGUCAAGCAUGACAUUCUCCCAACCACUGGUUUGGCAACGUUAAGAAUUAGCACACACUUGGAAAGCUACUUACUCGAAGAACUGAUUGUCACUAGAGAGCUUUCAGCAAAACACAGCCUUCUUUCUUCCACAGAUGUUUCCUCUUCUCCAUUCCUGAAUUUUGGUAUUCAUGACCCGGCACAAAUUGUCCAGGACAAAACAUCGGUAUCGCAUAUGCCUAUUCGAACUUCAGCAGCCACACUAGGUUUCUUUUUUCCUGAUAGGAGAGCAAGGACCUCAUUUAUUAUGUCUUCCUUAAUGUCAGAUUUUAUUUUUCCUACACAAUCUUUAUUAUUUGAGAACUAUCAGACUGUUGCUUCAUCUGCUACCCCAACGACUUCAGUAAUUAGAAGCAUUCCAGGGGCUGAUAUUGAGUUAAACAGACACUCAUUACUCUCCCGUGGAUUCCUGCUUACAGCUGCCUCCAUAAGUGCAACUCCAGUUGUCUCUAGGGGGGCUCAAGAGGAUAUCGAAGAAUAUUCAGCUGUUUCUUUAAUUUCAAGAAGAGAGCACUGGAGAUUGCUCAGCUCCUCGAUGUCUCCCAUUUUUCCUGCUAAGAUAAUUAUAUCUAAACAGGUAACCAUCUUAAACUCAUCAGCUAUGCACCGGUUCGGUACAAAAGCCUUCAUUCCCGGUGAAUAUCAGGCUAUUACUGAAGCUUCAAGCAACCAGAGACUCACAAACAUCAAAUCACAGGCUGCUGAUUCUUUAAGAGAAUUAAGCCAAACAUGUGCAACAUGUUCUAUGACUGAAAUAAAAUCCUCUCAUGAAUUCUCAGAUCAAGUUUUGCAUAGCAAACAGUCCCACUUUUAUGAGACAUUCUGGAUGAACUCAGCGAUAUUAGCCAGCUGGUAUGCACUAAUGGGAGCUCAAACUAUCACUUCUGGGCAUUCAUUUUCUUCUGCUACUGAAAUAACACCAUCAGUGGCAUUCACAGAAGUGCCAUCUUUAUUUCCUUCUAAAAAGAGUGCAAAAAGAACAAUUUUAUCCUCAUCCUUGGAAGAAUCCAUUACCCUAUCAAGUAAUUUGGAUGUUAAUUUAUGUUUGCAUAAGACUUGUUUAUCCAUUGUCCCUUCACAAGCUAUCUCUUCAGACUUGAUGAAUUCUGAUUUGACUUCAAAAUUGACUACUGAUGAACUGUCAGUAUCAGAAAACAUUUUAAAACUAUUGAAAAUAAGACAAUAUGGCAUAACUACGGGCCCCACUGAGGUACUAAGUCAAGACAGCUUAUUGGACAUGGAAAAAAGUAAAGGAUCUCAUACACCGUUCAAACUUCACCCAAGUGAUAGUUCUCUAGAUUUUGAGUUAAACUUACGAAGUUAUCCGGAUGUUACUUUAAAGACAUAUUCAGAAAUUACACUUGCAAAUGACCUCAAAAAUAAUCUGCCACCAUUGACAGGCUCAAUGCCUGAUUUUUCAGAAGUCACUACCAAUGUUGCAUUUUAUACAGUUUCAGCAACUCCAGCACUUUCAAUAGAGACGUCUUCCUCCAUGUCUGUAAUUACUCCAGAUUGGCCAUAUUUUGUAGAUUAUAUGACCUCUCUUAAUAAAGAAGUCAAGACUUAUUCAGAAUGGUCCAAAUGGGAACUUCAGCCUAGUGUACAAUAUCAGGAAUUUCCCACUGCAAGCUGGCAUCUUCCCUUCACUAGAUCUCUUACUUUGUCUUCACUGGAAUCCAUUGUGGCACCUCAACAGCAGAUGAUUUCUGAUUUCAGUUGUGUUUCCUAUUAUGGAGAUUCGUAUCUAGAAUUUCAGAAUGUGGUUUUAAAUCCACAAAAUAACAUCUCCCUAGAAUUUCAGACCUUCAGCUCCUAUGGACUCCUGCUCUAUGUCAAACAAGACUCAAAUUUAGUAGAUGGAUUUUUUAUUCAAUUGUUUAUUGAAAAUGGUACUUUAAAGUACCACUUUUACUGUCCUGGUGAAGCAAAAUUUAAAAGCAUUAAUACUGCUAUUAGAGUGGACGACGGGCAAAAGUAUACACUGCUUAUCAGGUAA
Messenger RNA from Chlorocebus sabaeus (green monkey), 2987 nucleotides. Lineage: Eukaryota; Metazoa; Chordata; Mammalia; Primates; Cercopithecidae. The record is from RefSeq and is a predicted model, not a curated record.